AUGGAUAUCAAAGAGGAAGAGUCAAUGAAGAGGGUUUUGACUCACGGAGGUGGAUACGUGCAGUACAAUGUGUACGGUACCUUGUUCGAGGUCUCCUCCAAGUACCUCCCUCCCAUUCGCCCUAUCGGUAGAGGCGCUUAUGGCUUCGUCUGUUCUGCUGUUAAUUCAGAUACACAUGAGGAAGUUGCCAUCAAGAAGAUUGGUAACGCAUUUGAUAAUAUAAUUGAUGCUAAAAGGACUUUGAGGGAAAUUAAGCUCCUUCGCCACAUGGAUCAUGAAAAUAUCAUUGCCAUUAAGGAUAUCAUACGGCCUCCCAAAAAGGAUACUUUCAAUGAUGUAUACAUUGUUUAUGAAUUGAUGGACACUGAUCUUCAUCAUAUAAUUCGUUCUAAUCAAUCUCUUAACGAUGACCAUUGUCAGUACUUUUUAUACCAGCUGUUACGUGGGCUGAAAUAUGUGCAUUCAGCUAAUGUCUUGCACCGUGAUCUUAAGCCCAGUAAUUUACUUCUGAAUUCAAACUGUGACCUCAAAAUUGGGGACUUUGGUUUGGCAAGGACAACAUCUGAAACAGAUUUCAUGACAGAGUACGUUGUCACCCGAUGGUACCGAGCCCCAGAAUUGCUCCUUAAUUGUUCAGAGUACACCUCUGCAAUUGAUGUUUGGUCUGUUGGUUGCAUACUUGGUGAAAUUAAGACCAGAAAACCCUUGUUUCCUGGGAAAGAUUAUGUUCAUCAGCUAAGGCUUAUAACAGAGUUAAUAGGUUCACCUGACGAUGCAAGCCUUGGAUUUCUCCGAAGUGAAAAUGCCAGAAGAUAUGUUAGACAGCUUCCACAAUGCAGGAAGCAAAAAUUCUCGGCUAGAUUCCCUGAUAUGUCGCCUGAGGCUUUGGAUCUACUAGAAAAGAUGCUUAUCUUUGAUCCCAACAAACGCAUAACAGUUGAUGAGGCAUUAUGUCACCCAUAUCUUUCUUCACUUCACGACAUCAAUGAUGAGCCAGUUGGUCCCAGGCCUUUCAGUUUUGAUUUUGAGCAGCCAACAUUCAGUGCAGAGCACAUCAAAGAGCUCAUCUGGAUGGAAUCAGUGAACUUCAACCCAGAUCCACCCUGUCAGUAA
Molecule: messenger RNA, 1113 nt
Organism: Gastrolobium bilobum
Lineage: Eukaryota; Viridiplantae; Streptophyta; Magnoliopsida; Fabales; Fabaceae
Product: mitogen-activated protein kinase homolog MMK2-like
Exons: 6
Coding region: 1-1113 (370 amino acids)
Biological process (GO): intracellular signal transduction; protein phosphorylation
Cellular component (GO): cytoplasm; nucleus
Molecular function (GO): ATP binding; MAP kinase activity
Source: RefSeq, a predicted model, not a curated record